UUGUUUGUUUGUCACAUUUGUCAAAAUCAACUCAAUGUGCAAUCAAUAAACAUUGGAAAAAUGAAGCAAAUAUUGAUAUUUCGAAAAUCCAACGAUCAAUGAGUACCUAUUAAGAAGAAAAAGAAUAAUAAUAUGGAAAAGUACAAUGUUACGAGAUAUCACAAUAAUUAAUAACACCUACAAAUGGCACUUUAUAAACUUUUCAGUUACAGCGUCGAAGUUCAGUACAAAAGUCGUUUAUUAUCGAAAGCGACAUUGUUUACAGUAAUAACAACUAUAUUGACCAUUGUUUUGCCUUUUGUUGUAGCCUAUAGAAGUAGAGGAUUUUGGUUAAAGACGUCAUACUUCUAUGAACAACCACUCAUACACUCAACAUAUGAUUAUUUACUUAUAGCAGAGACUGAUGACCCUAGUGUUAAUAUUAUAUGUGGUGAUGCAGCAUUCCUAGAUGAUGAUAGACUUGUAGAUGAAGAAAAUUGUGUAGAAAUUCAAAUACAAGAAGACGACAUCAAUCUAGAUGGGAAGAAUGAUAUUCUUAAAUUUAAGUUUGAUCUUAUUGUACCAAAGGGUAGAAUUAUAAGUUCCAUUAUAUUAAUAUUAGGUAUAGACUUCCAAAUUAGGAAUGUUUGCCCUCUACAAAUGCAAAGUCUUGCAGUUCUAACCAAAGAGUUCAGUGGUCAGCCAAGUGGAUUCAAAUACUAUGGAGACCUGCAAAUAUACCAAACAAGUCACCUGGCAUGUCUGCGAAAUAUCUUGGAUACAUCUCACAACACCUCACUAUUUAACCAUGAGACUUACAAUACCAAAAAUAUAGUUGAUUUUAUUUUAGAUGAAUAUUUGAUAAGAGAAGUUACAACAGUAGUCAAUCCCAUCUAUGCCAGAACUCAAAAUGGCCAAACUGGUACCAUGGAUCUGAGUAUUAAUCUAAGAAUCGCAGAAAUGAAAUUUCGAUAUACUCCAAGUCUUAUACAAGAACUGAAAUGGGCUUGGCCACAAUACCUGUCACUUCUUCUUAUCUUCUACUGGUUAUUUGAAAGAAUAAGAAAAUUUGUCUUCAGCAAUCGUCUACUGAUGGCUUGGGAGAUAAUUCCUUGGAGAAAGAAAGAUUAGUAUAUUUUCAAGAAAGACAGUGAUAAUGAUCUGUUUUAAGGAAAAUCUUGCUCAGCAGCUAUUACUUGUCCAGUAUUUUUUAAAUGGUUGCUGAUAAGUGAUAACCUUUGAUAUUAGUACCAAUGAUAUUAAGUACAAUAGAUAUACUAUAUUUGGGGUGUGUAGUUGUUAAGUCUAGAUUAUGAACUAUGAAGCAUAAUUAUAUUACUUUUUCUUCUUGCACUCGCA
Maniola jurtina (meadow brown) is the source of this 1338-nucleotide messenger RNA. Its product is annotated as transmembrane protein 231. Gene Ontology annotation, biological process: cilium assembly; regulation of protein localization. The transcript has 5 exons. Lineage: Eukaryota; Metazoa; Arthropoda; Insecta; Lepidoptera; Nymphalidae. The record is from RefSeq and is a predicted model, not a curated record. The coding region runs from base 184 to 1110 and encodes 308 amino acids. Gene Ontology annotation, cellular component: ciliary transition zone; ciliary membrane.